Mesocricetus auratus (golden hamster) is the source of this 2372-nucleotide messenger RNA. Its product is annotated as spermatogenesis-associated protein 31D1-like. NCBI's taxonomy places the organism in Eukaryota, Metazoa, Chordata, Mammalia, Rodentia, Cricetidae. The coding region runs from base 71 to 931 and encodes 286 amino acids. The record is from RefSeq and is a predicted model, not a curated record. The transcript has a single exon.
CAAGAAAGUAGUAAAAAUCUACCAGACAAGGUUAAAAAACUCACAGGAAGCAUUUCUUCAACUCAUUUCAAUGAGGUGGACCUCCAAGGGCCAGGCUUCCCUUGCCCACCUCCCAAGGGAAAUCAUUGACCCUGAGCUCCAGGAGCACCUAGAACAACACUUAAAAAAGCAAUUUUGUCAACUCCAUGUCCAAUGGCCCCACAAGAAUCAAGAAUUGCUACACCUGAUAAAACCUCAGGAGGAACCACCUGAAAUGGGUCAGGCAGAGGUGAAUGAUGGGACUGCAUGUCCCUCAACACUGACAGAUGAGAGCAGUCAACAUCCACAGAGUGUCUCACCAAAGGUUCCAAAGACAGCCCAACUCCUGAGGGACCCAUGCAAGGAUCUAAACAACUGUUUAGGAAGCAUAUUGAAUGAUCUGGAUAGGAGCCCAGAAGGUUCCCUGGGCAAAGUUGUAGAGAAUAUCUCUGAUGCAGAGGUGGAAGCCAGCUACUUGAAACACCCAGGAGUUGACACACCAAGUUUUGCCCUGGUGGGACCAAGAAAGAAGCAUCUAGAAGGCACACUGCAUAUCCAUUCAAGCAGCAAGUGCAAGCACAUCCACAACAGCAAGAUGGCCAUGGAAAGAACAUCCUUUCACGAUUUGAACAGUCACAAGAAAGAUUCUCAGGGGCCUUCUUUCCUAAACCCCGGCACACAGAAGGUGCUAGAAACACAUCUAACCAGAUGUCCAGUGAAGCACCCGUGUAGCUUGGCCCUCAGAGGCCUCAAAACCAUACCUGUUUUUAACAGAAACAAGGCUACCUCUGUGCCUUUUCAAAUGCCUUCCAAUGCCUCCUUGUCCUUUGGGGACUCUAGAGAUAAUUCCCUUCCCACAAAUCCCAGUAUCCUGGGAGAAGCUUUUCGCAAGCCACAGAAGAGACUGGAAUGAAAGGAGAUUCCCCUGUGAAAUCCACAAAGAACCCUCCUUCUGCCCUCUAUCUGGAUCUCCUGAGAGCUAUUCUAAACAGGGAAACUCUGUGCCUGCGGAGGCCCCUACAAGUAUCCAGGAGGAUAGUAUGAAAUCUGUGUCCACUGAAGAGAGCCUUGUAGGAAGAGCCUGGCACUGUAAUACUAUUCUUAAAUCUUGCACAGGUAAGCCAGUGUCAACUCCAGGCCUAAUCAGAGGUAUGUGUCAGUCACCAAAUAAUGAGCAUGUGUCAUUAGGAAAGACAGACCAACUGUUGUCACUUAUGAGCAACAGUGUGGCAUCCCAGUCAACAAGUAAUAGGAAUACCAGGGAGCUGGAGAAGGCAGAGAACAAAGUGUCAUGUGACUGGGCAUUUACCACUGCAGCUCACAAGAUGAGAAUCUAUCCAACAAUAAACAUCCUUGGGUUUUGAAUCUCUGGAGACCACUGAGAGUCCAUCCUCUUCCAGAACUAUUAAUAAGACACCAGAAUACACAGGCCUGGGCAUUCAUCACUGCUCAUCCCCUGGUGUUGUCCUACAGGACAGUGCCAAUGGCCCAUUGUUUCAAGAUUGUGCCCCUGAGGUGGUUCUUGCUGCAGAUAUCCUGGCCUCCAGGGACUCCAAGUCCAGCUGCAAGGCAGUGUCCACUACAAGAACAUCAACCUCCCAUGACAGGUUCCCUUUUCUGUCAAGAUAAGUGACGAACCCAAGAUAUCUAAACCACAGGAACCAUGGACUAGCCACAUCUUUGCUUCAAAAACCAAAAGAAUGACUAUAGAAGUUCCAGGCAUGACUUCUAUCAUUCAGUGAAAAGGCCUGCCUAAGCCUCCAAGUCAGAUAGUCAUGAAACGAAGUUUGGGGAUAAGAUCAAAUGCUUCAUAUUUUUAACCCUGAAGGGAAGUUCAAUAAAAGUUAAGAAAAAUUCACAACAGAAAGUCAAGGCCCCAUCAGCCCCAACCCAAAGUCAAGGGUCAAUGGGGAGCAGAGUAUUCAUGUCACAUCCGGUCGCUGAAGCACAGAACCACAUGAUCUCGGCUGUAUGGGUUCCAGUGGAGAAACACGGUGUCCACCUUCAAUGUGUUCAGGCAAAGAAUCUGCAUGAACCAUCUGAAGCUUCAGUGUGUAGGCAUGUCUGCCAUCAUAGAAUUAUCCAAUCAAAGAAACACUAGCUGUGUUCAACAAGUUAUCCCCAAGGUGCACAGACAAGCAUCCACAGACAAAUGGAUGCCCUAUGGUUGUAACGGGUUUGAGAUGUUGAGACACUGUGUGUCCCAAGCCGCUGUCUAUCAGGGAAUAAGGCAGAUACCACGUGUCCCUGGGACCCCUAUUCACUGUCCUAGGCACUGCCCCUGUAGAAGUGGACAUUAUUGAAAAGAAGUACUUUUCUAAAUGUGAAGUAAUUAAACUUUCAGUCAUUCAUUA